Messenger RNA from Labeo rohita (rohu), 4917 nucleotides. RefSeq names its product par-6 partitioning defective 6 homolog beta (C. elegans) (gene pard6b). The record is from RefSeq and is a predicted model, not a curated record. Lineage: Eukaryota; Metazoa; Chordata; Actinopteri; Cypriniformes; Cyprinidae. Gene Ontology annotation, molecular function: protein kinase C binding. The transcript has 3 exons. Gene Ontology annotation, biological process: regulation of cellular localization; centrosome cycle; establishment or maintenance of cell polarity. Gene Ontology annotation, cellular component: nucleus; cell cortex; apical plasma membrane. The coding region runs from base 262 to 1410 and encodes 382 amino acids.
CUAUGUGGCAGAGCGUGUGUGCGCGUGCAUGUGAGAGGCAGGGUUGGGGCAGAGUUUCGGAGCACGUUCUGUUGACAGGCGUCGCCGUUGCUACUCGAUUCCGAUAACAACACAAGCGAAGACACGGAGCUGUCGCGAGAUACGCGCCUUUAACUGGAUUAAGCCGAGAAAAGCCGUUUUGGACGGACCGAGCUCAAGGCGGAUGAGCGCAGCCCGCGGGAGGGCAAGUGUGUUUCUGCGGCGGGGUCCAGUUAGCGAAAGAUGAACAAAAACCACCGAGUGCCGAGCAACCGAACUCUGAACGCCGUGGAGGUGAAGAGCAAGUUUGGAGCAGAAUUCAGGCGGUUCUCUUUGGAUCGGUCCAAGCCGGGACGCUUUGAUGAGUUCUAUGGCUUGCUGCAGCAUGUGCACCGGAUCCCCAAUGUCGAUCUGCUUGUGGGUUACGCCGAUGUCCACGGGGACCUACUGCCGAUCAACAACGAUGACAACUACCAUAAAGCGAUCUCAAUGGCAGCGCCAUUGCUCCGUCUCUUCUUGCAGCGGAAAGAGGAGGCAGAUUACUCAGCAUUCGGCACAGACACUGUGACCCGUAAGAAGACACCGGCAGCGCUCGCAGCAGUCCUCCUUCGCCCGGACACUAACAAGAAGAAGCCUCCAAUCAUCAUCAGUCUGCCCAAAGAUUUCCGGCCGGUGUCCUCCAUCAUCGACGUGGACAUCCUCCCAGAGACGCACCGCCGCGUCCGUCUCUACAAACACGGUCAGGAGAAACCACUGGGCUUCUACAUUCGUGACGGUUCCAGUGUGCGCGUUACACCCCAGGGCCUGGAAAAGGUCCCAGGCAUCUUCAUCUCCCGCAUGGUCCCCGGAGGCCUGGCCGAGAGCACGGGACUGCUUGCCGUCAACGACGAGGUACUCGAAGUCAAUGGCAUUGAGGUGAGCGGAAAGUCUUUGGACCAAGUAACGGACAUGAUGAUCGCUAACAGCCACAACCUCAUUAUAACCGUCAAACCGGCCAAUCAGCGCAAUAACGUGGUACGCAGCAGCGGAGGCGGAGCCACAUCCGGCAGCUCAGGGCGAUCAUCUGACAGCAGCACCAGUUUCUACGGUUACUCGACACCGGGUUCAAUGGCGAUGACCCCGUCCCAUAUUAUCCAGAACUAUGAACCGGAUGAGGAGAGUGAGGAAGAGGAGGAUAUGGUAAUCGAGGCGGACGGAGGGUCGAAACUUAUUCCACAGGCAGUGGCGCGGGCGACAGCCAGCACUAGCAUGCCCGCCCUGCCCAGAUACGAACCCCACCUCGACCUCCGCCCCUCGAACGGUACCAGCGCAAGCGUGGGGUCUCUAAAUGCCCGCGACAAGGGUUUAGAAGGGCGAAAUCUAGAGGAAGAGGGCACAGUCAUUACACUGUAAAGACACACAUGCAGCAUAUAAUCACACACACACAUGCCAAUACACACUCUCGUGUGCCAUAGGUUUGAAAAUGCAUGGUCCAUGACCAAAAGAGAAGGCCAGUCACCACAGCACCUUACAGCACUUCUCUGUAACCACACGGCCAGGUAGUUCCCAUCAUCAAACCCAUGGAGAGCAGCCCAGCACCAAAAAUAGCUGCUUCUUUAGUAAUAAUGAACUUCCUGAGUCAGUGCGAUUGAAUGAAUGCAGGCGGUCGUCAGAUACUCGGCACAACGUGAGUCAUGACAAUCUUUUUUUACUUUGACAACCACUCCCUUCCGAGCCACGAGGCUCUAGCAUUAUCAGAGAACAAAGUACAAUGGAUUUUACCCAUCCUCUGCGUUACCAUGGUAACUGAAUCUGAGCUACAGAACUUCAGAAGGAACUGAAAUAUGCUCUUCAUCCAUUCCCGUCUACAACACUAACACUCGCAGCUCACCGAUUCUUUGUGGACUUCAAGGGAAUCGUAAACCUUUGUUGGGCUCGAGAGAUAUUUUCAUGCGAGCUGACAUUUUAGUACGGUUGAAGACUGCUGCCUCGGUUAAGAUACAGAUGUCUAUUAUUAUGUUGAAAGUUUUUAAUCAUAGCCAAAAAGACAGAUGAUUUAUGUCAUAUUUUUCAUACUGUGUUUUAUUUCUUUAUGACAAGGGCUAUCAUCCUGCUCUUUGUUCCCUGUGGUUAAUUUUACCCCUUGAUCUUUACUUGAUAACCCUGUCUGGGGAUUUGAAAUAUAUAAUCAUUUCUUAUAAUGUUUCAAAGGACACUCUGAGGUGACACUGGGUAGUUUCACUUAUGAUGAGUGGCUCUACGUGACACUUUUCAAUAAGGUCCAGCUUGUUAAGAUUAGUUAAUGGGACAGAUUAGCCAAAAAUGAAAAUUCUGUCAUCAUUUACUCAAAUCUCAUGUUAUUUCAAACCUGUGUGACUUAUUUUUUUCUGUGUGGCAUAAAAGCAGAUAUUUCCAUGGAAAGUCAAUGGGGUCCAGUGUUUUAGACCCCAGCAGGGUAGGAAAUUCAUUUUUCCACUAAAGGGCAAAAUUUGCCUCCUGGAACUGAUUUCCAGGGACAUUUUUUUUUACAUUCGCGAAGGCCAUUUUUAUUGUUUUUAAACUGUUUUUAAUAACAAUAGACUGUUUAAAAUUGUAUCUAAAUUAUACGUGUAAAAACCAGGAGCUCGUUUAGCUGCAAUAUUAUGACAGAAGUCAUUAUUUUAGAUUAAUGCUCUUUAUAUUUUAAUAAUGAUUAUUAAUAUCCAUGUAGAAAACAAAAUAAAACGUUUUUGUUACGUUUUGAGCACGUCACAUUCUGGCUUCACAGACAGGCAUGUCUAUCCAUGAAGCUGGUCUAGUCUAGCACAAGUUAUGCAAAAGCUCCCGUUAUGAUCAAUGAAACUGCGAAAGUAAUAUUUUAUUUACAUCGUAUCUGCACUGUGUUGCUUAUGAUGACGGGAAUUCACGAGCAAACGGAAGCUACACAGCUCCGCUGUUUUCAGCGCUCACUAAUUUAAGCGCCUCUGCAUUCCUAAAUUCAGCAGAAACGCGUUUGAUUGGUUAGUGUGGUCAGUGUGAGGUAAUCAUUCAUUUUCACAUUUCAUUUUAAACGUAAUACAGCCGUAAUACAUUGUUUAAUUGUGCAGGGGCACAAUUGCCUUUUUGUCUUUAAUUUAUGGGGCAUUUUAGCUCAUUUUCGUUAAUUUCCCUCGUUAAUUUCCAACUCUGGCCCCCUAUAACGAAAUGUAUUCAAAGAUAUCCAAUGAGUCGUGUAGGUUUGGAACAACAUGGUGGUAAGUAAAUGAUGACAGAAUUAAAUUUCUUAGAGUCAACUAUACAUUUAAUGCAUUAGGUAUCAUAACUAACAAUUCAUAAUAUUUUUACAUUAUCUAUGUUAAAAUUAAUUUCUGCUUAUACUAGUAUUUACUUGUACAUUAGAUAAUGUUACUUGAAUACUGAGCAAUAGUAUAUGUAGUAAUUAACUUUAACCUUUAUUAAUAAAAGCUGUAUUCAUUUUGUUUCAUAACUUAAUAACGCAUUAUUUAAUGUUAACAAAUUGAACCUUAUUUUAAAGUGUUACCUCUAACAAUAAGUGUUGCAAUCGAAUUAUGGAGAAAACAUUCUUUGAUUUGUAGUGAAUCACUAUAAAUAUUUAAUAUCUACCAAAAUAUUCAGUAUAUCUUUCCCUUUUUGUGCGUGAUAGCAGAGUACCAGCCAAACCCUUCAGAAAUUAUGUAACAGUUGGUUUAGUUUCCGCAUUACUAUGGUACAGGCAUGAUUUAUGGUUUUAAUUCAACUGGCUGAAAUCUGUUGUUUCGUCUUGGCAAAAAAAUGCACAAUUAAUCAUAUUGUCAUCUGACUUCCAUAGCUUCACAAAGCCUUCACUCUCUGUGUACGGUAAAGUGAGGCUUUCCUACUUGAGUGAUAAUUAUGAUUUCUCUUAUAUGAAUGACUGGACAAAUGAACAAAUGUUAAGCUCUUACUUUAAAAGCAUUCCUUUUUAAGUUCAUAUGACUGUAGGUACAUUUCUCCCCUUUUCGUCCUUGUAUACAUAUCAUAAUGAUAUGCAUGAUGUCACAGCUGUAAGCUUCAAUACGAACUUCUGAGAUCUCAGAGUGUGUGUCGGUGGAUACACUGGAAGAGACUGACGGGAGACAGAUGUGCCUACGCUCUUACAGUUAGGACCUGCUGUUGGAGAAUUUAGCCGAAGUAGCCUUUCAUUAUCUCCCCUUUUUCUCGCAUUAUAAUGAGAAUCCUAAACACUGGGCAUCUGCGAGCGAAGCAGGUGUCCCGUCGCACAGAGCUUUUCGUGGCACUUACAUUACCAAAACCUGCUUGGAGUAGCACACGCACUGUAGCUGUGAUUUAUACACACUUCAUCCAGAUCAUUCAUUCUUACGGUACAAAUGACAUAUUGAAUGGAGUCUUUAGCUGUGUUAAUUUAUUUUUAUAUUAACCACUACAUACGAUUUGGGAUUGUAACCACAGAAGUUUUAUUUAUUUUAAAAUAGUCUGUGUAUUUUUACUUGCUUUGUUUUAGCUGACAUACAAACCUCAUUUUGAUUCUUUUUCAUCUCUACAAAAUGGUGUUUGAAUUUUUUCCACUAGCAUCUUUGGUGGAACCUAAUGCUCAGACCUUUAGGGGGCGAAUAGAAAUAUGAAGAAUAACUUGCUAUUUUCCAAACUGUGAAUAUCUUUGCAUUUCUAAAAUGAGACCAUGCAUCUAUGAGCACCUGCUUUUGAGAGUCAUAGAAAUGGGCUUUUAAGCAUUAUCAUUCAUGUGUCAAUUUCUCUUUUUGAUAAUGAGCUUGCCAGAUAAAUCUUAAGGUAUAGAUUUGUACUGAGAUUGUCAGUAUUUUCUUAUUAGUACUAUAUGAUGUAAAUUUGAAACUUUUAAAAGGAUAAAUACUAUAUUAAGACAUAGCUGCACAUGUAUUAUAGUCAAAUCUUGGAUGAAAUAAACUAAUAUGUAGAAAAUCA